UGCAAGAUCAGCAUUAUUUCUGUCAGUCGUUGGCCGAUAUACUCAUUUACACAGUUUAUCAAAUUUUAUUUCAUUCAAUGCAAUUCUAUAAAUUUCCGCAUAUCAAGAAUGUCUAUUUUGCAAUUUUUACUUUCGACGAGUUUUCACAAUAAAACCCCACUUUACCACAACUAGCCUAUUCAGCUACUUUCAGUUACUAGGCAAUAGGAAUUGCUUUUCCUUAGUGGAGUUGUGCAACGGAAGGUUAUCAGAUUAUGGUAAUAUUUAUGUCAUGUAUGAACAUGCGCCUGCUUUUGGCACCUGGGCUGUGCAGUCGUAACAGGCCCGCCUAUGUCGGGUGAAAACUCUAAAAAGGUCGAUUAUAUCAACGUUAUAUAAUCAUACUUUGAAUAGAUCAUACUUUUUCUUUUCAAUGAAAAGCUGGCUAACCAAAUUACGAUAGCAUCUUCCCAAGCACAUGAAAUUUUUAUGUGUUUUUGCAAUUUAGGAUAUAUGUUGCUUUUACUUGUGCUGUAAGAAAUGCUUUGAGUAGUUUAAAUAAUAAAUUUGGACAGUUCCUCGUUGUCUCAUUGAGUUAUUGCCAAUGGUUGGUCUCGAGCUAACUAUCACGUAAAAAAACCUGCCAUGUAUAAAUAUAUAUGAAUUCAUAUAUAAAUAUAUAUGAAUUAAAUCGCAGUCUAAAAUUAGUCCAGACAAUGACAUGGUACUCCGUAAGGUAAAGUCCCCCGCCGAAUUAACUAAAACGAUUUCAAAGCACACCUACUGAGGAAAUAAUCAUAUAACCUCCCAUGCAUAGCGCUCUCAUUGUAUGUCAUUAUAUGGUCAUAUAACUCAUAUUGUUUGCGUCGUUCCGGAAUACGGCGAUAACUAUCCGACAUUUAGACCUCGUGGCUUCGUGACGCGUUCGGGAACGUUCGCAGAGUCAUCGCAUCUGCUCAUCAUAACUAAAUAUAGCUGGAAUGCUGACAAUGCCAAUGCUUCAAUAAUACAUACCGAAAGUAUGAAUAAAAAACCGCACUAUUUUAUCCACUUCUUUGUUCACAAAGAAAUUUGAAUAUAUAGCCGCCUCACGCCCACCAGAGGUCAACUAUAAAUCUCAGCCGUAUUGCUGUGUAAUAGAACAUUAUCACAGAUAUAGCCACGGAAGAAAAGUCACAAAAUAAUAGGCGGUAAUUGAUACAAAAAUUUAUGGCAGCUUGGAGACCUUAUAGUAUGGUGAAAGGGCCAGUUGAAGUCGACAUCUCUUCAACUUCCAGUGAGGGUGGGAGUUCUGCACCUAGCAGCCCUAUAUCAGACGCUGGGUCGUUUAUCGUUCAGCCUAAAGAUGAUCUUGUUAAGAAGGAGCUUAGAGAUGCAAUUAGACACAAACGGUUGGCGAAAGGUCUUGAGGAACUGCCUGAGAUUGAGGCCAAAAAGCCGAAAACAGAUGAGCUCACACCAGAGGAAGAAGAAAAGCGAAAAUUAAGAAGAGAGAGAAAUAAAAUGGCCGCCUUUCGAUGUAGACAGCGACGGAAGCAACAUAUUGUGGAAUUAGAACAGGUGACAGAACAGAUCUCAAACAGCAAUGACGACCUGGAGAGAGAAAUUGAAGAUUUAAAAGAACAGAAAGAAAAACUCGAGGAAAUGUUACAAAGUCAUUCUUGCAAGAAGGAACGGAACACUUCGCGUGAUGAAAACAAAGAAAAUAAUGGCAAAGAUGAUUGAGGCAGAGUAGAAGGAGAAUUUUAGCCAAUUUUGGAAAGCAACGAUGUGGGCUUUCCGCAAUUUGAUGUUUAUUUGCAUAAAGUCGCCAACUCCUUUAGGCAAAUUCCACCUAGAAUUUCAUCAUGGUCCCACCAUCAUAGUCACCAUCAGAGUCCCAUGCGCGAGAAUCGAAUCCAUUCAUCAGUAAAUCAAUUCCAAAUGAGACCGUCAUUGUCUUUAUGAAAGGUUCGCAAAAUAGACUCAAACGACUAAAUCAGCGCGUGAAGCGGUGUAAAAAAGCCGUUUUUUUAUAUAUAAAAAUAUAUAAAAUCGUGUACAUUGUGAAUGUAACAUAGAUUAUAUAUUAGAUUUAAAAUAAAAUACUCCAAGUAUUGAUGACAUAACACUAUAUGCACUAUAUUAUCUUUCUUGAAUAUUCGAAGGAUGCUUUAUUAUUCCAAAGUAGUAUUUCCGCAUUUCAUUGCCUAUACAACAAUCAACAUCGUACGAUUUUGGACUUCCUCAUCCACAAAACAAAUUCACGAAAAAAUGAAGGCUUUUUAAAGACGAAAUCUAGUUUACGGCAGAUUUAUUCGCGCCUUAAAACUAAUCCGUGCCAAUGGCAAUGAAUAGUACAAACUCUUUGUAUACUGAACUUCCAAAUUUUUGCUGAUGUAAUUAUCUGAGUUCGUUUAUAUUAUUUAUUUCGCG
Messenger RNA from Dendronephthya gigantea, 2394 nucleotides. Its product is annotated as cyclic AMP-dependent transcription factor ATF-3-like. The transcript is spliced from 4 exons. The record is from RefSeq and is a predicted model, not a curated record. Gene Ontology annotation, molecular function: DNA-binding transcription factor activity, RNA polymerase II-specific; RNA polymerase II cis-regulatory region sequence-specific DNA binding. The coding region runs from base 1189 to 1704 and encodes 171 amino acids. Lineage: Eukaryota; Metazoa; Cnidaria; Anthozoa; Malacalcyonacea; Nephtheidae. Gene Ontology annotation, cellular component: nucleus. Gene Ontology annotation, biological process: regulation of transcription by RNA polymerase II.